Molecule: messenger RNA, 1018 nt
Organism: Mus pahari (shrew mouse)
Lineage: Eukaryota; Metazoa; Chordata; Mammalia; Rodentia; Muridae
Product: taste receptor type 2 member 125-like
Exons: 1
Coding region: 44-973 (309 amino acids)
Biological process (GO): G protein-coupled receptor signaling pathway; sensory perception of taste; detection of chemical stimulus involved in sensory perception of bitter taste
Cellular component (GO): membrane
Molecular function (GO): G protein-coupled receptor activity; bitter taste receptor activity
Source: RefSeq, a predicted model, not a curated record
GAAAUAUUCACCAAUGGAAAUUGACUUUAAAGUCCCUUAGAGAAUGUGUGGUGUUCUACAUAGCAUACUGACAAUCAUUUUCAUUUUGGAGUUCUUCAUUGGAAAUCUGGGGAAUGGAUUCACAGCUCUGGUACAGUGCAUGGACUUACGAAAGAGAAGAAAGUUCCCUUCAGCAGAUCAUUUCCUCACUGCUCUGGCCAUCUCCAGAUUUGCUCUGAUAUGGGUUCUAUUUCUAGAUUCAUUUGUGUUUAUAGAAUCCCCAUUACUGACUAGAAAUACAUUAAGACUGAUUCAGACUGCCUGGAAUAUGAGCAAUCAUUUCAGUAUAUGGUUUGCUACCAUUCUCAGCAUCUUUUAUCUCUUCAAGAUAGCCAGUUUUUCUAACUACCUUUUCCUCUACCUUAAGUGGAGAGCUAAACGGGUGGUUUUGGUGACACUGCUGCUAUCCAUGAUUCUUUUGUUUUUAAAUAUAUUUUUAGAAAUCAAGCAUAUUGAUGUCUGGAUCUAUGCAGCCAAGAGAAACAUAAUUAAUGGUUUGAGUUCAAACAGUUUUUCGGAGUUUUCCAGGCUUCUUUUAAUUCCAAGCUUAAUGUUCACAUUAGUACCCUUUGGUGUAUCCUUGAUAGCUGUCCUCCUCCUAGUCUUUUCCCUUAUGAAACAUGUAAGGAAGAUGCAGUACUACACCAGAGGAUGCAAAGAUGUCAGAACCAUGGCCCACUUCACAGCCCUGCGGACUGUGGUCACCUUCCUCCUACUCUAUGCCACCUUCUUCCUGUCUCGAGUUGUGGAAGUUUCAAUGCUCGAAAUGGAUGAAAGUCUGAUGCUUCUGUUUGCAAAAGUUACUAUAACAAUUUUUCCUUCCAUCCACUCCUGUAUUUUCAUUUUGAAACAUAAUAAGUUGAGACAGGACUUGCUUUCAGUACUGAAGUGGCUAAAGUGUUGGUGCAAGCGUGUGAAAACCUGGGAUUCAUAGACCAUUGUAUGCAUCACCUUGAAUAUUCUAGAGGUGUAUAGGUUC